Molecule: messenger RNA, 1698 nt
Organism: Antechinus flavipes (yellow-footed antechinus)
Lineage: Eukaryota; Metazoa; Chordata; Mammalia; Dasyuromorphia; Dasyuridae
Gene: CHMP4C
Product: charged multivesicular body protein 4C
Exons: 5
Coding region: 269-967 (232 amino acids)
Biological process (GO): vesicle budding from membrane; late endosome to vacuole transport via multivesicular body sorting pathway
Cellular component (GO): multivesicular body; ESCRT III complex; cytoplasmic side of plasma membrane
Source: RefSeq, a predicted model, not a curated record
UGCUCAGCCCAGCACUGGGAGUCUGCACAGCAGGACGACGGGGGUGGGGCUCAGGACCCGAUGGUCAGGAAGUGCCCGAGAGGUGUGUUUCACUCCUCAAUGAUACUUUGUUGAUUUCUAGGCGCUCGGACUGCACUGCCUAGCCCAGAGAGGGAGGACCUAUUUUAUUCACCUGUUUUCCAGGUGUGGCCCCGGGGACUGCUGGGAGUUUCUUCUUUCUUUUUCUCCCCGCCUCUUUCAGUGCCUUGGGGUCCCCAAAGACGCCACUAUGAGCAAGUUGGGCAGGUUUUUCAAAAGGGGAGAUUCCUCCAAAGGCAAGGCCGUUCCUAGCCCCCAGGAGGCCUUGGCCCGACUCCGGGAGACCGAGGAGAUUCUGGGCAAGAAACAAGAGUACUUGGAAACCAGGAUCCAGAAAGAACUCGCCCUGGCCAAGAAGCACGGGACACAGAAUAAGCGAGCGGCAUUACAGGCACUAAAGAGAAAGAAGAGGCUUGAGAAACACUUAACUCAGAUUGAUGGCACACUUUCCACCAUUGAGUUCCAGAGAGAAGCCCUGGAAAAUUCCCAUACCAACACAGAAGUGUUGAGGAACAUGGGCUUUGCUGCAAAAGCUAUGAAAGCAGUUCAUGAAAAUAUGGACAUUAACAAAAUAGAUGAUCUGAUGCAAGAGAUUACAGAACAGCAGGAUAUCGCCCAGGAAAUCUCAGAAGCAUUUUCUCAGCGAGUUGGAUUUGGUGAUGAUUUUGAUGAGGAUGAACUGAUGGCAGAACUUGAAGAAUUGGAGCAGGAGGAAUUAAAUAAGAAGAUGACAAAUAUCAGACUUCCAAAUGUGCCCUCAACCUCAUUGCCAUCACACCCUGGUAGGCUGCCAAAUGUACCAUCUACUUCACAUCGAUCUCGAGCAGCAUCUUCCAGGAGGAAAGAAGAUGAAGAUGACAUAAAACAGCUGGCAGCUUGGGCUUCUUAAGGCCGAACUAUAAAAAAUGUUUUGAAUGGAGUUUGGUUAAUACACACCUACACCUUCUCUCCCCCCUCAUAUACAUACUGAGGUCUAUAAUACAAAGAUUAUUUUUCAUUGUUUUAGGCCUUAUUUGCUAAAAAUUCUGUUCAUGAACCUCUGACAUGCAGGAAUCCACAUACUUCACUUGAGGAGUGGAAAUGUUAGAAGCCAUUUAACAGUUUGCAAGUGGCUUAAGAGUAUGUAUGUAUAUGUACAUGGGCAUAUGUGUGUGACACUUGUCAGUACACUCACAUGUAGGUAUUUGAAUAUCUACUAAAAGAAGUCUGGGAUAUGAUAAUCUUUAGAAGAGUGUGUACAUCCUUGAUCAAAUUCCAAUAUAGUCUGUAGAUAUACUAAUUACGCUUGAGUAAUUUAAAAACUUAAAGAUUCUUUAAAUUGACUUUUAAUGUCAUUUAUGUUUUAAAUUAGGCAAAAUAUAGAGUAGAUUAUAUAGAUUAUUAACAGUGAUUGCUGUUGGGCCAGGUUUUCAUGGGUAUGAUUUAGAAUUGGGAGGCUGUAUUAAUAUUUGCAGUCUGUUUGGACACAUUAUUGUUUCAGUGUACUCAUUUUAGUAAUUCUCAUUCUUUUUCAGUUCUUAUUUGAUUCAUGCUUGUAAAUUUGUUUCAAAAUUAUAACGUAGUCCUUGUAAAUAUAUGUAAGGGUAAAUCUAUAUAAAUAAAAAUUACUUGUGAAAACAA